Trichoderma asperellum CBS 433.97 is the source of this 943-nucleotide messenger RNA. RefSeq lists its product as uncharacterized. NCBI's taxonomy places the organism in Eukaryota, Fungi, Ascomycota, Sordariomycetes, Hypocreales, Hypocreaceae. Gene Ontology annotation, molecular function: S-adenosylmethionine-dependent methyltransferase activity; O-methyltransferase activity. The record is from RefSeq and is a predicted model, not a curated record.
UUUUAUCUUUAUUUUACUGAAACCCGAUUUUCUUACUAAAUCAAACACUAGAUAUCGGCAUACCCUAUGUCAGCUCCAAAGUUCACACCCGUUGGUCCACAGUCAUAUGACUCUACUUACGAGAGAGAUCCGAGGCAUGUUGAAGUUGACAGUUACAUUAACUUACACCUUUUGAGUGAUGCUAAGAACUCAUAUAACUCGGCAAUGGAUAAAAUAUAUCGUGAUUCCAUUGCUGCUGGCCUCCCGGACAUUGCCUGUUCCCCAGCACAAGCCAAGUUUCUCAUGCUGCAAAUCCAGAUUUGCAAUGCCACCAACAUUCUCGAAGUCGGUACACUAGGUGGUUACAGCGCCGCGUGGAUGGCGUUAGCUGGACCAUCCGUCAAGGUAACGACAAUCGAGAUAAACAAAGAGUACGCUGCUGUGGCAUCCGACAAUCUUGUCGAAGCGGGCUUGAAGGACCAAGUUGAGAUCCUGCAAGGCGCUGGCCUCGAUAUUCUUCCACAGUUGGCAUCACAAGUUGAGUCUGGAGCACGGCCGCCAUUCGACUUCGUCUUCAUUGACGCUAAUAAGCAAGACAACCUCGAAUACUUCAACCUGGCAGUCUCCAUGACAAAGCCUCAUACAGCUAUUAUUGUAGACAAUGUUGUUCGGAACGGCAAAGUUGCUUCUGCCUACGAAGCCGAGAAGGACGAUCGCGUCUUGGGCGCUCGACAACUAAUAGAAGGGAUUGGAAAGGAUGAUCGGGUCGACGCAACAGUAAUUCAAACAGUUGGUGAGAAGAACUACGAUGGGUUUCUGCUUGCUAUUAGAAGAUAAGGCAAAGAAAAGGGCAGCAUGGCUAGAUCCUUAACAACAAUGGGUUAGGUCGAGAGAUUGCAAGUUGAUUUAGGCAAUAGUAUUUAUUUGGUAAAUAAAAUAACAAAUGAAAUAAUUAAACUAUUAC